AGCGGGAACGUCAUCCCGUUUCGCGAUCCGAAGGUGCGGUGGUCGCAUUUCAACCGCGGACCAUUCAUUGCCCAGAUACUCCGUACAUUCUUAUCUUAUUUGUUCGGUCUUUGCCUCUCUCCCUCUCUUCUUUCCUUGCACUUUUCCAUUGACCCAUUCGAAGCUCGUGGCGGUUGGGUUUAGUAGGGAAUACGAAGCCGUCUACUACAACUGAAAUUGUACAAACCUCACGCAGUCGCCAUCAUGCCUCGGCUCCUCCACGUCAAAAAGAUUGACGGCAAGCCCGGCGAGGUUUACUACCCGCUGCAGCUCAAGGACGUCCCCAAGCCGCAGCCCGGUCCCGGCGAGGUCCUCGUCCGCCUCACCGCCGCUGCCCUCAACCACCGCGACCUCUUCAUCCGCCACCACCAGUACCCCGCCAUCUCCUUCUCGGCGCCCAUGCUCGCCGACGGGUGCGGCGUCGUCGAGCAGCUCGGCCCUGGCGUCGACGCCUCCCGCUUCCCCCGCCGCAACGCCGGCAGCGCAGCCUCCGUUGUCCUCACGCCCAUGCGCGGCUGGGCCGCCGACCUGGCCGGCCCCGAGCCCGGCUCCAUCUUCAGCGUCACCGGCAGCAGCCGCCUCACUGACGUCGGCACCGCGCAGGACUACAUCGUCGUCCCCGCCGACGAGCUCGAGCCCGCGCCCCCGCACCUCUCCCCCGUCCAGGCCGCCGCCUUGCCCCUCGUCGGCCUGACCGCCUGGCGCGCCCUCGUCACCAAGGCCGGCUGCAGCCCGGGCGACCCCGCCACGCCCGGCAAGAACGUCCUCGUCACGGGCAUCGGCGGCGGCGUGGCGCUGCAGGCCCUGCAGUUCGCCGUCGCCCUCGGCUGCAACGUCUACGUCACCUCCGGGGACCGCGCCAAGAUCGACCGCGCGAGGGGGCUCGGCGCCCGCGGCGGCGUCGUCUACAGGGACGACGACUGGGACAAGCAGCUCGCCGGCCUGCUGCCCCGCGACAGGCCGUACCUGGACGCCGUCAUCGACGGCGCCGGCGGCAAGGUCGUCGCCAAGACGGUCCGGCUGCUGCGCACGGGGGGCGUCAUCUCGCAGUACGGCAUGACAGUCGCGCCCAAGAUGGACUGGUCGAUGCAGGCCGUGCUGGCCAACGUGGACCUCAAGGGCUCCACCAUGGGCUCACGGAAGGAGUUUGGCGAAAUGAUCAAGUUUGUGACGGAGAAGAAGAUUACGCCCGUCAUAAGCAGGACGGUCAAGGGGCUGGACAACCUCGACGGCAUCGACAGUCUGUUUGCAGACAUGGAGGCCGGGCGGCAGUUUGGCAAACUCGUGAUUGAGAUUGACACUGGGGAUGUAUCUUCGUCAAAGCUGUAAGUUAAACAACGUGGCAUAGAAUACACACACACACACACACAAGACAAUGUCUGUGUUUGUAUUUGGUC
Purpureocillium takamizusanense is the source of this 1436-nucleotide messenger RNA. RefSeq lists its product as uncharacterized. Lineage: Eukaryota; Fungi; Ascomycota; Sordariomycetes; Hypocreales; Ophiocordycipitaceae. The coding region runs from base 244 to 1368 and encodes 374 amino acids. The record is from RefSeq and is a predicted model, not a curated record. Gene Ontology annotation, molecular function: oxidoreductase activity. The transcript has 2 exons.